This is a messenger RNA of Diplodia corticola, 3636 nucleotides long. Its product is annotated as inositol polyphosphate. Gene Ontology annotation, biological process: phosphatidylinositol dephosphorylation. The coding region runs from base 1 to 3636 and encodes 1211 amino acids. NCBI's taxonomy places the organism in Eukaryota, Fungi, Ascomycota, Dothideomycetes, Botryosphaeriales, Botryosphaeriaceae. Gene Ontology annotation, molecular function: protein binding; phosphatidylinositol-4,5-bisphosphate 5-phosphatase activity. The transcript is spliced from 5 exons. The record is from RefSeq and is a predicted model, not a curated record.
AUGGACAAACCUCCGGGCAAGGCGGAGAGCACCGAUGGCUCCUCCAUCAAGCCUGUGUCGUCGCUGCGGAGCCACUUCGAGAACAUGCUGAACCGCCAGUCUUCCUCCUCCGACGCACCGCGCCCCGUAAACCCGCGACAGAGCUUGGGAAACAUUUUCGAUGGACCCGACGAGUCUCGCGCGCGCACCGAUGGCCGCAUGUCGCUAGAUCUGCCGCGACCCAAUGUAGGCUUACGAAGCACAUCCCCGAAGGGGCUGUACGCGCCUCCGCGGACACCGGAGACGCGCGGCGUGUCGUUGGACACGAACAGAUCAAGACCAAUUUCUAUGUACCAGCUGUCUCCGCGAAGCUCGCCGCCCAGGUCUCCGACGAGAUCCCCGCCGGUCGUUACUGUUAAUUCCCCUAAGCCAUCCAAUACAUUCCCUGAACCCGACAUAAAGUCCCCUACGCCGAGGAGUGCUCCGAAACCUCCGCAAGGCUCACCUCUCACCCACUCCGGCUCACCUCAUGGGAGCGGCAGCCGGCAUUUCCGCGCACAAAGCAAACCGGCUACGCCGGCCAUCGAAGCUCUCCAGGCCCCUUUCCUACAGUCAGCUGUCACCUCAGCUGCUUCUCCUGACCCGUCGAAGCAAUCGUUUGCACAAUCAGAAUACAAUGGCCGGGCACCUUCUGUGGCGUCAAGCGCUGGUGGGCCUCCCCCUAUCAACCGAGCUGGCAAGCCGAAAAUCCCUAGCAAGCCAGCUUCAGUUGCGGGCACUGCGGUCUCAGGCACGACUGGAAAAUCCUCCCUAGCCGUAGACCCUGGCAAUGCGCCUACCGAGGAGCGGCUGUCCCCUUUCAGCACGCCACCGAGCAGCGACGAAAGUGGCGUAAACUCCCCUCCCACGCGCAGCAACGUCAGCAACGUUUCUUCUAGCGUUCCCGCGGCGAAAAGGAACAGCUAUUUCCAACAGUCCCCCGCGGCACGACCAUCAGAGGUUCAAGAGUUGCCCAAGCAGUCAAGUCAACGGUCUUUGCCAGCACCAACAGAUAUUUCUGCAGGCGAAGCCAGUGACUCACUUGACGAACGGCCCGACUUACCUCCAAGACGCGGCGGUGACAUCAGAAGGUCAAAGCCGCCCCCUCCGGAUCCUCCGCCGGCACGCCGUUCCAUGGAUACCUCUAGGACAGCGGUCCUCGAUGCCGCACGGGCCGCUGCAGCUAGUGAACCGACUCCAAAGCUUCCAAAGCGGUCAUCUACAAUUGGCCCUUCGAAACCACUGGCCGUCAAUGGAAGCAGCUACAACGAGCCAUCUCGGCCAACGCCCAGGCCAAUUCCAGCCACAAGACAACCUGCGACUCAGCGGUACAGUGCAGUGUACAGAGACGAUUCAGAUGAUGUCGAGCAAUCUGAUAAGACAACAACGAUACUUUCGGAAUAUCCCGACUCCUCUCAAGCAAACAGAAGACCACCCACAUUCAGACAACGUCCGCGCGAAAUUGCUCUGGGCUACGACACCAAGCUCUUUGCAGUGUGUGGUGAAGUAGUGUGUGCCUCUGGGUACCUCACUCGGGCUUGGAGUUUGGUGACUGGCGAAAUGCUGCUCAACACGGCUCUAGCGGAAUCUACCAAAAUGACAGCCAUGGCCUUCAGACCAUCGACGGAUGUGGAAAAUGAGGGAGAGAUGGUCUGGCUUGGAAGUGAGAAGGGUGAACUUUUCGAGCUCGACAUCCCGUCUGGGGCCGUCGUCGCGGAAAAGCGAAAUGCCCACUCCAGCAAGAUCACAAAGAUUUAUCGGUAUGCUGCAGAGAUGUGGACAAUCGACGAGGACGGAAAGGUGAACAUCUGGCCUCCGGACGAAACAGGGUCCCCAAUCCUACAGCAAACGCCAAAUAGCUUCCGGAUUCCCAAGAACCACAACUGCUCCAUUGUUGUCGGGAACAAGCUCUGGGUCGCGAAUGGCAAAGAUAUCCGAAUCUACCAACGAAGCCAAGAACACCUCGGCUUUGUACCCGUCCUUACGCAACCCAUAUCUCAGCCCAGCGCCGGAGAAGUCACUGCGGCAGCGAUGAUUCCCAGCCAACCGGAUCGAAUCUACUUUGGUCACAAUGAUGGCAAAGUGUCCGUCUAUUCCCGAAAAGACUAUUCCUGUCUUGGGGUCGUCAGCGUUAGCGUGUACAAGAUAAGCUGUUUGGCAGGUGCAGGCGAUUACCUCUGGGCAGGCUACAACACCGGCAUGAUCUACGUGUAUGACACCACUCAAACCCCGUGGCAGGUCAAGAAGGAUUGGCAUGCGCAUGCAAAUGGAAACCCAGUCGGAGCCAUCCAAGUAGACCGAAGCAGCUUGUGGAAGAUGGACCGACUUCAGGUUGCCUCGCUGGGCACAGACAGCGUAAUAAGAAUAUGGGACGGCAUGCUGAAGGAUGAUUGGCUCGAGCAAGACAUGCAAGAGCACGAUCUGGAAUUCUGCGACUUCCGCCAGGUGUCAGCCACAAUAAUGACAUGGAACGCUGGCGCCUCAAAACCCACGAGCCUUAGCGGGAGAUUUGACGAGCCGGAUGGCGCUUUCUUCAGAGAUCUGCUCCGACCUGAUGAUCCUUCAGACAUCUUGGUUUUUGGUUUCCAGGAGCUGGUUGACCUGGAGGACAAGAAGGUUACCGCAAAGAGCUUCUUCAAGAGCAGCAAGAAGAAAGACGCAUCGGAUCAAGAACAUAUGAGCCGCCAAUACCGUGCUUGGAGAGAUCACCUUGCCCGAUGCAUCGACGAACACCUCCCGGGUGAACGCUACUACCUCUUGCAUACAGCAAACCUCGUUGGUCUUUUCACGUGCGUCUUUGUAAGGGAGUCCGAACGCAUGAGGAUUCGAGACAUGAGCGCAGCCGAAAUCAAGCUGGGCAUGGGCGGUUUGCACGGAAAUAAGGGAGCUCUCGUCGUCCGGUUUACUCUGGAUGACAGCUCCGUUUGCUUCGUCAAUUGCCAUCUUGCCGCAGGUCAGAGCCAAACAGCACAUCGCAACAACGACGUCGCUACCAUCAUGGAGACGUCUGCACUACCACCGCAGAUGGAUCUUGGAGCUCGCGCAGAUGUGUUCGUUGGCGGAGGAGACGGCUCCAUGAUUCUCGACCACGAAAUAUGCAUACUCAAUGGUGACUUGAACUACCGAAUCGAUUCGAUGACGCGCGAUGCGGUGGUCAGGCAUGUCAAGGAGGGAAAUCUGACAAGGCUGUUGGAGAACGAUCAACUCCUUCGGACUAAGAAAAGAAAUCCCGGCUUCCGGCUGCGCGCCUUCCAGGAAUGCCCGAUCACUUUUGCGCCGACAUACAAGUAUGAUGUAGGGACGGACAGGUACGACACGAGCGAGAAGAAGCGUUCUCCAGCGUGGUGCGACCGACUGCUCUAUCGGGGCCGAGGACGUAUCAAGCAGCUGGAGUACCGGAGGCAUGAAGUGCGCGUUUCAGACCACCGGCCAGUCAGUGGCAGGUUCAAUAUCCGCGUCAAGACAAUCAACCCCAAGCGGCGCGCGAUCGUUUGGGAACAGAGCGAGCACAGGUUCGAGGACCUGAAGCAGCGGCUUGCGACGGACAUCAAGCUUGACUAUAUGGUCAAUGUAUUCGGACUCAGCACGAAGGAUGCGAUGAAGCUGCUGAAGCUGUAG